GGAAUCAUGGAAGAUAAUUUCAACUCAUCCUAUUUCUGGUCUCCCAUCCCACCAGGACAGCUCGAGAAUGCCAUGUUCCUGAACAAAGUGAAAGAGCAUCAAGAAAAGAAUGCGUCCUUUCCUCCGUCCUCUGCGUCCCACUAUCAAACUGCCCUGCUCACCAUUCCCACGCCGGCAGGCAAGACUGAUGUAGGCGGGCAUACUGUCGGCGCACAACACUUGCACCCGCCACACAGCAGCCAGAACAUCACCGUGCUGCCCGUGCCCUCUACGGGGAUCAUGACGGCAGCGGGACUGGUCAUCACGACUCCCCAAGGAACGUUAGUGUCUCCCACAUCCUCGCAAUCCUUCAUGUCUGCACACCCACCAACCACCAUGAUUGUCUCUGCCGUUCACCCUUCUUCCGUAGACAAAAAAGAGGACGGGACGUCGCACGUGGUGGUGAUGCCGGCGCCGUCCAAGCGAGGCCGCAAAAAGAAAUGCAUGGUCGGAGAGGGCAAUGAAACAGUCAUACUGGCUCAGCUCAGUACUGGUGGACAGGUGACAUCUUUGCAUCAUCCCACCCGGGAUCCAUACGAUCUGACCAACGAAGACGAUGAGCCCGGGCUGAAGGACAGCACUAAAACCUACAGGUGCCGGAUGUGCCCGGCGACCUUCUUCAGUAAGUCAGACAUGCAGAUCCACUCCAAGUCGCACACAGAGGAUAAACCUCACAAGUGUCCGCACUGCGCCAAGUCAUUCGCCAACUCCAGCUACCUGGCGCAACACAUCCGCAUCCACAGCGGGGCCAAGCCUUACACCUGCUCCUACUGCCAGAAAUCAUUCAGGCAGCUCAGUCACUUACAGCAGCACUCACGUAACCACACGGAGUCGAAGCCUCAUAAGUGUCCACAUUGCACCAAGUCAUUCGCCAACUCCAGCUACCUGGCCCAGCACCUGCGAAUCCACACUGGCGUGAAACCUUACACCUGCUCCUAUUGCCAGAAAUCAUUCAGGCAGCUCAGUCACCUUCAGCAGCACAACAGAAUUCAUACAGGAGAUCGGCCGUACAAAUGUUCAUAUUCAGGAUGUGAGAAAUCCUUCACGCAGCUCUCCAAUUUACAGUCGCACCGCCGUCAGCACAACAAAGACAAACCUUACAAGUGCUCCAACUGCAACAAAGGCUACGUGGACGCCGCAAGCCUGGAGGUGCACAUGGCUAAACACACGGUCAGGCACGCCCGAAUCUACUCGUGCGGCCUCUGCAAUCGCACGUACACCUCAGAGACGUAUCUUGUGAAACACAUGGAGAAACACGGCCAAGAGCAGAUGAACGCGUCGGACCCCAGACAGGCGGCCCGCGCUCAGCCCGCGGCUCGGAGUCAGGCGGAAGGCUCGGAAGGCGCAGCGACUCGGGCCGGACACGGCCAAAGCGGGUACAACCAUCCGGACGCCAUGCCCUGUUCUUUCGACAUGCACCAGUACAAGACUGUGUCCGCAAGCGACAUCCAGUACAAACCCGUCAGCGUGGCGGACAUUUCUUCUCACAAGGACCUGUGCUUAACUGUGUCGUCUUCCAGCAUCCAAGUGGAGCACCUCAACUCAUAG
Messenger RNA from Nerophis lumbriciformis (worm pipefish), 1587 nucleotides. NCBI's taxonomy places the organism in Eukaryota, Metazoa, Chordata, Actinopteri, Syngnathiformes, Syngnathidae. The record is from RefSeq and is a predicted model, not a curated record.